Molecule: messenger RNA, 4267 nt
Organism: Anopheles funestus (African malaria mosquito)
Lineage: Eukaryota; Metazoa; Arthropoda; Insecta; Diptera; Culicidae
Exons: 7
Coding region: 1220-4066 (948 amino acids)
Source: RefSeq, a predicted model, not a curated record
UGUGUGUGUGUGUUUGUGUGUGGAGAAAAAAUGCUUCAAAAGUUGCUAAUUCAGUGGCUAAAGGUGGCUUUCGAAGUGUUUGAAUGAAAAUCAGAUGAAAAUGUGUUAGUGCCGUGAAAAUCAUCUGCAAGGGAUGAUACGAUGGAAUCGGUUCUAAUCAGUACCUUCAGCACCUUCAAACCCUUGCCACACUUCCUCCCACCGAAAAGUGAAUAAUUUCCGCUACGGAUUCUGUAACUUUUCCUCUUAAGCUGAAGCCUUAAAAGGGAGGCUUUAUAAAGAGUUUUCCUGCGAGGAUUUGAAAUGUGAUAUGGAAAAGUGAGUUUCAUAUCGGUGAAGUUUGCGUAGCAAAACCGUGCGUUACGUUCUUAAAACUUAAAAAGAAAAGAAAGAAAAAAACAUCGCAUUUCUCACGAAUCCUGUCAAAUUGCAAAAAGAAGUGAUCAAUCCAAUAAAAAAAAGCAAACAAAAGUAUGAAUAAUCGUUUUGGGCAAGUGUGGUAGUGUGACUUAGUGAGUGUGCGUGUGAAUGUGCGUGUGUGUGUGUGCCGAAUUAAAAUAAAAAGCAUGAAAAGUGAUUCAUAGUAGGGUCAGGCACCGACCGGAGCAAAUGGAAGGCAAAGGAAAUAUAUAAAUUUAUGAUAAUGAUUGCGCAUCACACCCGCAGUGUGCGACGAAAGUGAUUCAUUUGGCGUUUUUGUUUUUGCAAUUCAAAAGCACACCUACUACUACGGCUACUACUUCAAACCCAUCCCUUCUUCUUCUUCUUCUGCUUGGUGAAAAUGAGAAUGUAAAAAUUGGAAUAUAUUAAUCAUGUGCACUGUAGCAAAGGAAGUGAAAAAAGGAAAAAGGUGCACAAAGUGAAGUGCUAUUUGUGCUUUGUUAUCUUUGUGCUUUUAUUUACGGAAAGUGUGUAUGUGUGUGUGUAUGUGCGUGCGUGUGUGUGUGUGCUAGUUUAUAUUUUCUUGUGCAUUCGGUGUCUUUAUGGAUCGGUGAGCGUUAUCGAAAGUGCAUUUAUUGAGGAUCAUUAAAAAGCGUUACCAUUCUCAUCGUGGAAGAAACAAGCAGCAGCACCAGCAGCAGUGGCCAUCCAGACCUGCCAGACGCCAAACCGAAGGAAGCCGAAGUAGCGCCACCCGACCGAUAGGAGCAGCAACUAGUAUGCUCCCGGAGGAAUAAACCCAUUGCAAGGACUCUAAGGAGAGAAUGUUUCCAUAGCAAUGGGAAAAGCCGCGCGACGGUCAGUUGCGUCAGAUCCGUCGUCGCCGACCUUACCCUACCACUAUCAACAAGAGCAGCAGCAGCAGCAACAACAACAACAACAACACCAUCAACGGCAAGUGCAUCCACCAGAGCACUUGUACUAUCCCUCAUCCUUAUCCUACUCCUCUUACACGCCUUCAUCACCGUCCUCACCGUCCUCGUCGGUCUACGCGGCAGUGGACUCCUUUACCGGUGCUAGCUACUCGGUACCGUCCCUUGCCUUCCCGUCAACCCCUGCCGGUCCACAGCUGCAGGCACCAAGAACGGCAACGCUUCAGUCGGCUCCAUCGGCCUUUGGUUCUUCAUCGCUAGCACCGGGUGGUUCAGAACCAGCUUCCGGUACGAGCGAUCUGUUCAUCCAUUCGUCUACCGCGGCCACACCCAACAGCAAUAUCACACCGGAGUUCAGUCCAACACCCCAAACCAGUCCCGUAACGUACGCUGCCCGGGCAAGCGAACCCAGCAAGACCGGACCCCCGGUAACUGAGCCUAUCCAGCCCACCCAAGCCACCCUGUUACCGUCAUUUCGUCUCUCCAGCAACCAAACGCAGGUCGACCGGGAACGGGAACGGCUCAGGAUGGAGUUUUACGCUACGUAUGACGUGAUGACCGGCGUACGGAUAGCGGCCACGCUCGGCGGUUUCUUCGGCCUAAUGGUGUUUCUCGUUAUCUACAAGAGCCGCACGCGGUCCACGGCUAAAGCACUCAAGGAUCCAACGAUAGCGGCUGUGGCAGCAGCUGUCAUACAGGAGGAGGAAGAACGCGAGCUACAGGAAGCAAUAGAAGCGACAGCAUUCUCGUUACUACAGGAAGAGCUAAACAUCAACUAUCCAGGGUUGCAGCGGGACCGCUUACUGUCGCUCGGUAACAUUAGCGCACCGCCGAUGCUGAGUCGUGGCCGCCGUAUGUCCUCGAUUAGUGGCGGCUACAGCAGCCUGUUGAACCCGUCGCGACGCUUCUCAUACAGCAGUACGCGGGGGCACCGGAACAGUGUUUCGGUGUCCUCGCGGGUACUCAGUGCCUACAAUAUGGGUGGCAGCUUCGGACAGGACGAUUACGUGCUCGAAAGUGACGGUGAGGAGGCGGACGAUGAGUUUGAUCAGUUUACCACUACCGCCGAAAUUGGAUAUCCAAGCAAUUAUCUUUCUGUGCCGAAUAAGUGCAACGAAUCUCGCCGCAGCAGUGCGAUGACGUGCUGCAGUACGGAGAGUUCCUUCCUCGAGCGGCGAUGCUCCGCCAUCACGCUCGGCCUUUCCUCCUUACCACCGAUAUCGCGGUCACCGUCAAGGCAGCAGAGUCGUGACGAUACAACCGACUGGGAACCGUUCUACCCUGGCAUCAAUAUCAUCGAAGCGACACCGAAGUCGUCCCCUUGUCCCAGUGAGCGGAUUGCCCAUCGAAUCCACGGCACGGAUUCCGAGCGGCCUUCGACAAGCCGGGGACGGACGGGACAGCUGCUCACAACGCAAGCCUCAACUUCUGGCGGACCGCGUGUUGUUACAUCCAUGUACGAUGACAGCACGAUCGAUUGUAUCUCGGAGUAUCCGAUCGGAUGUACCAUAGAGGACGGCUUCGGGUACCGUCAACGGCAACAGGCGUCUACAUCGUCGACACGCCACUAUGGCAACGGACGGUCCGAUGAUGUUAGUUUAGCGAACGGCAGCGUACUGCACCAACCGCGUACGGUCAGCGUUGCCGAAUGUCGCAACGCCACCGUACACACUAAUACCAGUAGUAAUAGCGCAAAUAUUAAUCACAGCACCACGGUUCAUCCUAGCGUUAGUAGCGGUGGCGCUGUACGACGUGCACCCUUAGCAUCGCUCAGUUCCUUCAAGAUGUCGUCGAUAGACUGUCAGGAUACGGAGCCGAAGAGCUGUGGUUCGGAUUCGGUGUUCGGUGAGGAUAGUGGAGCCGACACGGAUGAAGAUCUGCAGCAGUUUAGCACGGACAGUGAUGAGCUCAGCUUAACAAUGCCGUACGAAGAUGAUGAAGAAUCACAAGACCCGCAGCAGCGGGUACAACGGGUCGGUCCGAGCCGUGGUGCACUGUACCGGCGACAGUCAACGUUGGCACAGGGUGACGAUGAAGAUGCGGACGAUGGGACACUUUUACCGCGGGACGAACGGUCCGGUGGGCCCGGCGAGCAUACCAUGUACGAGAUCGAGCACGAGCUCAACGAUCGGCACCAGCAUCAGCUGCAUCAGCCGACAACCGAUACUAGUUAUUUAAGUAGUCUUUCAAUUAGCCACCGUUCCGGCACCAAGACCGGCACAAGGUCAAGCGAACGGGGUGGACCGGGCGUGGGGAAACGAAUCGAAACGAAAGCAAUCAUCGAAAGACAGCAACCAAAUGACAACGGUGCGAGCUUCACCAGUAGCAGCAGCAAUCAACCGAGGCAGUCACCGCUCGGGGCCAUACCGAAGGUACCGCACUCGCGCGCCCCAACAACGAUGCUGACGACAGCGUCAACAGCACCACCACCAACCGUGACGGUACAUCUGCCGGAUGACGAUCGACCGAGUGGUAGCAGUAGACGGAACACUAGCGAACCCGAUAGAAGCACCAGCCGAUCCGGAAGUUCGGAUACGACGCGACAACAGCAGCAGUGCGUUGAGGUUAAUGUUAUCAUUAAGAACAGUAGCAGUAGCAACACCACCAUUAAAAGUCCUUCUGUGAUUCUGGAGCUACCGAUACUGGCGAUCGACGAGGAUGACGAUCCAUCCUCGUCGGCGCCAGCCCUGUCGGCGAACGAUCCCUGCAUUCCGGGACCCUCGAGAAAGUGGUCCAAGGAAACACUCUUCUAGUCACGGGCGUGCAGCAGUGCGUUCGUUCUGCGCACGGCCACUCCACUACCGCCAACACCUUCCGCUUCAACACACACCGAUCGAUCUGUCAAUCCGUCCAGAACAACUCCAAGCUUGAAGCCUCUCACUGGCAUCUCCCGUACGAGUGCGCUGCUUAGUGGUCUGUACAACACACACCGGUCUUCUUUAACGGAAUGCACA